CGCUAAUAAAUAUUCAGCGUCACUCGCCAAAUAAAACUUUACUUAAACCCCCAAAAAAGAAAGAAAUAAAUAAAAUGCAAAAAUAAACUAUAUUUUCUCUCUAUAAAUAUCAUUUCCCCCUCAUGCCUUUUCUCUCGUUAACUGAAAGCCUUGCAUCUCUUUCUCUCUCCUAUUUUUUGGGAUCCCAAGAGAAGAGAGAGACUGCAUUUUCAGGGUUAGGGUUUCGGAUUUCAACAAGCAGUUGGCUGCUAGAAGGAAGAAUUUAGAGCACUUAUCCUUCAAGGCAAGUUGGUAGAAGAAUCUGAGAAGAGUGUUACCGGUUUGGUAACAUGGCAUGUUCAUUUGGACCCUGGUUAUGUAUUCUGCUCCUGCUGUGCUGUAUACUAAACGGGGAAGCAGAUUAUGUCAAAUACAAAGAUCCUAAACAGCCAUUAAACACACGGAUUGAAGAUUUAUUGGGGCAAAUGACUCUUGCUGAAAAGAUCGGCCAGAUGGCUCAGAUUGAGAGAAAGGUAGCAUCUGCAGAAGUAAUGAAAGAUUACUUCAUAGGGAGUGUAUUGAGUGGUGGAGGUAGUGUACCUCGGCCUCAAGCUACCGCUGAAGAUUGGGUUAACAUGGUAAAUGAAUUCCAGAAGGGGAGUUUGUCAACUCGUCUUGGGAUUCCAAUGAUUUAUGGAAUUGAUGCAGUCCAUGGUAACAACAAUGUGUACAAGGCAACGAUAUUUCCACACAACAUUGGGCUUGGAGCUACAAGGGAUUCUGAAUUAGUGAAGAAAAUUGGUGCUGCGACUGCUCUAGAAGUCAGGGCAACAGGCAUUCAAUAUGCUUUUGCUCCCUGUAUUGCAGUGUGCAGAGAUCCUAGGUGGGGUCGAUGCUAUGAAAGCUACAGUGAAGACCAUACAAUUGUGCAACAAAUGACUGAACUCAUCCCUGGGUUACAGGGAGAUAUUCCUGCUAACUCUCCCAAUGGCGUGCCAUAUGUUGCUGGAAAUGACAAGGUUGCAGCCUGCGCCAAGCAUUUUGUUGGUGAUGGUGGGACACAUGAUGGAAUCAAUGAGAAUAAUACAAUCAUUGAUCAGCACGGAUUAUUUAGCAUUCACAUGCCUGCUUUCCACAACUCUAUCAUCAAAGGUGUCUCUACUGUCAUGGUGUCUUACUCGAGUUGGAAUGGAAUAAAGAUGCAUGCUAACCAUGAUCUUAUCACUGGCUACCUGAAGAACAAACUCCAUUUUAGGGGGUUCGUCAUAUCAGAUUGGCAGGGGAUUGACAGGAUCACAUCUCCUCCCGGUGCAAAUUAUACAUACUCUGUCCAAGCUGGAGUUAAUGCUGGCAUUGAUAUGGUGAUGAUUCCCAACGACUAUAAGGAAUUCAUUAAUGACUUGACCUCUCUUGUUGAGAAGAAUAUCGUCCCCAUGAGCAGAAUUGAUGAUGCUGUGAGAAGAAUUUUGCGAGUCAAGUUUGUCAUGGGCCUCUUUGAGAACCCUAUGGCGGAUCUUACCUUCGCUGAUCAGUUGGGGAAGCAGGAACACAGGGAGUUGGCAAGAGAAGCUGUAAGGAAAUCACUUGUGCUGUUGAAAAAUGGAAAAUCUCCUAAAGAAAAAUUGCUGCCCCUUCCUAAGAAAAAUGCAAAGAUCCUUGUUGCUGGAAGCCAUGCUAAUAACUUGGGUUUGCAAUGCGGUGGCUGGACAAUUGAAUGGUAUGGUGCCAGCGGGAACAAUACAGAUGGUACAACAAUCCUUCAAGCAAUUCAAUCCACAGUUGACCCUUCAACCGAAGUUAUCUACUCUGAGAAUCCUGACACAAACUUCAUAAAAAACAACGGUUUCUCUCAUGCUAUUGUUGUGGUUGGAGAACCCCCGUAUGCUGAAACUUUUGGAGACAACUCCAAUCUAACACUCCCAGAACCAGCUCCAAGCACAGUUCAGAAUGUAUGUGGUUCUGUGAAGUGUGUUGUGAUCAUAAUCUCUGGCAGGCCUCUAGAUAUCCAAUCCUCUGUGUCAUCAAUGGAUGCUCUCGUUGCUGCUUGGCUUCCUGGCUCUGAAGGUCAAGGCAUUGCUGAUGUUAUAUUUGGAGACUAUGACUUCACUGGGAAACUUUCUCGAACUUGGUUUAAGUCUGUUGAUCAGCUUCCUAUGAACUUUGGAGAUGAGCAUUAUGACCCAUUAUACCCGUUUGGCUUCGGUUUGACAAUGAGAACAUCAAAUGAGACGAAUUUAAUAGUAGCAAGGUCAAUAUCUGCUGCUGGACUUGUGAGGAAGGGGGCUAAUGGGAUGGCCUCUCUAAUUUUCAGCCUCUUGGUUACAUUGAUCCUUCACAAGGCUAGAUAGCCGUGUUUUGUUAUUGAUACUAUACUGUCAGCAUUCGUCCUGCCUCGAAUGUCUUCCGAGGCUUUUCUACAUAUAUCAUGCCUUCAUUGUACUUCGAAUGGUAUCACGGAUAUUAUUUGGCACGAAAUUGUUUGUGCUGCUAA
Messenger RNA from Asparagus officinalis (garden asparagus), 2470 nucleotides. Its product is annotated as beta-glucosidase BoGH3B-like. Gene Ontology annotation, molecular function: beta-glucosidase activity. Lineage: Eukaryota; Viridiplantae; Streptophyta; Magnoliopsida; Asparagales; Asparagaceae. The record is from RefSeq and is a predicted model, not a curated record. Gene Ontology annotation, biological process: glucan catabolic process. The transcript has 12 exons. Bases 330 to 2327 code for a protein of 665 amino acids.